AUGGGCCAUCAUACCAUGCCUCUCCCUCGCAUCCCAGACCUGAGUCUCCCAUCUUUUCGAGAGCUCGACGAGUCUGUCGAAGCCAACAGGCUCAGCCAACCGAGCUCGCAUCUUUCUAACAAUAUGUACGAUGAAACAGGCGACAGUUCCUCGUCUUCGCCACAAAAAAUCAAUACCCUUGCCAACCCGUUCCCACCCUAUCCAGCUAAUGGAUGGCUCGUCCCGCCUGAUCCCAGCCAGAAUGUUUGUAUCCAUCCAUCUCUCCCUCGAGAUAUCAUUCUAAAUCUAGUCAGGCGUUUCGGGAGCCCGGAUUUACCUACCAAGACACAACCAUCUCACCCCUCAACUCCCUCUACCUCCGCGCAGACGACAUUCCGCGAGGCGCUAUCUCCAAGCACCCAGAUGUCAUCCACACCGGAGAAGAUCUACCCCAACGCGCCUCGACCAAUCUCAACGAAUCGGGUACCACCGAACAAGCAGGUCAAGCGUCAAAGCGUCAACCGCGAUGCAGCCGCAAACCACCGAGCCCAGAGACGGCGAGUCGGCGUUCACUUCUCAGAAGUAGCAGCCCACACGGCAAAGUGCGAUGUAUGCAACAAGCGCAACAAGAAUGGCAUGUCUCGCUGCCAGAACUGCGGCUGGCAAGUCUGCCGCAGGUGUCUGACCGACCGAAACGGAGACAGAACACAUGCUUCCUUUGGAGCUACUCAUGUCCCCGAGGGCGGUGGCGAUAUGCCGGUAUCUUCGCCAUCCAUGGUUGAGAAUCAGGAUCGCCAAUCUUCCGAGUCGAUUGCCGAAGUUAGGGCUGCGCAAACCCUGCUUGACAUUGGAUUUUUCGGUAACGGAACCGGAACUCUGAGUACCACCGGAGAUGUUCAAAAUACUGCAGGUGGACAGAAAGUGGCUCCUGCACGUGAGCGAAUCUUGAAGCAGCAGGUCGAUGCUCUCUCUACUGAUUCUGAUAUGACCUUGUCGGUUGGCGGAGACGAAGAGUGGGCUCAGGAUGAGUCUGAUAUCCCUAUUGGUGAGGACGGUCUGCCUAUUGGGUACAUCAUAACACGGCGCAAUCCUGCGCGUGCUGCGAGACCCUCUACCAAGAUGGCGGAGUAA
Messenger RNA from Penicillium egyptiacum, 1110 nucleotides. NCBI's taxonomy places the organism in Eukaryota, Fungi, Ascomycota, Eurotiomycetes, Eurotiales, Aspergillaceae. The record is from the annotation of a GenBank genome assembly.